Messenger RNA from Armigeres subalbatus, 3373 nucleotides. RefSeq lists its product as uncharacterized. Gene Ontology annotation, molecular function: structural constituent of chitin-based larval cuticle. The transcript has 3 exons. Gene Ontology annotation, cellular component: chitin-based extracellular matrix. Bases 95 to 3109 code for a protein of 1004 amino acids. NCBI's taxonomy places the organism in Eukaryota, Metazoa, Arthropoda, Insecta, Diptera, Culicidae. The record is from RefSeq and is a predicted model, not a curated record.
GAAAAUAUUUUGUCGAGAAUCGUCGAAGUAGAACCGUUGAUCGCGAACCGCAUUUUUAUCGAGUUCUGUGUUGGGUGAUCAAAAUAUUAUUAGAAUGUGUCGAGCUAUGUCGCAAAAAAAGUGCACAUCAACGAUUUUGCUGGCAGUGUUAGUGCAAUAUUGUACAAUUUUAUGUGCAACGGCUGAUCCAACAUCCUAUUAUCAACGAAACAACGAUGGAUCCUACGGAUAUCGAUACAGCGGUGGUGAUGGAUUUAAUGCAAGACAAAGUGCAAAUGCAGCUAAUGAAGUAGUUGGCCAAUACGCUCAAAUACAACCAGAUGGUAGGAUAAAAAAUGUUCCAUAUAGUUCUGGAGUAGGGGGAUUCCGGCCACGAUACGGAUCAGCUUAUACCGGUACUUUAAGAGCAACUGGACAAACGUUUGGAGCAAGAUUUUAUGGUUCAGGAUCAGGACUUUUUGGAUCCCGAUCACUAAGCGGUUCUUCACCAUUUGGCUCUGGAUCAUUCGACAACCCUGGGUUUUAUAGCAAUGCAGCGUCUGCUGGAGGAUCCUUUGGUGCAGGGGGAUUAUUGGGGAGUGAAGCACUAGAUGGUAGAUCGGUUGGAGCACAAUCUCUAGGGAGUGGAUUAGUAGGUACUGGUUCUAGAAGUGGCUCUCCUGGAGAUGGGCCUAUUGGAGGAGGAAGGACACCUCACAGCACUGUAGGAGGCAGACCUCUUGGAAACAGUCCUUUCGGCAGUGCAUUGCCUGGAAGCGGAAACUUUGGAGGACGUGGAUAUCUAGAUGGAUCAAAUAAUGAUGCAUUGACCCCUGGAUCUAUUUCCAGUAGAUCACCCAUAGGGGGAUCCCUUGGCAACGUACCUUUUGGUGGAAGUUCGCCAGUUGAUGGAACUUUAACACCAGGAACAUUAGGCACUAGAUCGGGUUACAACUUUAGACCAUUUGAAUCGAACGCAUACGGAGGAAGGCCGCAACAAAGUUUUGGCCCAGCUGGAUCAUCUUAUGGGGGGUUUCCUAGUUAUGCCGCAAACCCUAACUAUGCUAGAUCAUUUAGUUAUCCUGAGCGAGUGCCUUUGACAUUUGUGUAUACCACACCAAGACCGUAUUCAACACCAUCAACUAUUCACAACUAUGGGUCCAAUCGUAAUCUAUAUAAUGAUAAUGAUUCAUCGGGUUUAUCAUAUUCGGGCGGUGCAAUAGGUGGUAAUACCUUCACACCUACAAAUGGGGCAGCAAACAAUAACCCACACAACGUUGGAGCGAAUACUGGUUUACAAUCAACCGGCGUGGGUGGCACGACCGCCACUGGAAGAGCUCAAUCAGGCCCUCAAAAUGAUGGAUCAUACAAUUUUGCGUAUCGAACCCCGGACUCCACAAGGCAGGAAUCAUCCGACAGACAAGGAAAUGUUCAAGGAUCAUAUUCUUUCCGCAAUGGAAACGGAAAUCAUGACAUGUCAUUUGUGGCUGGACCCAGCACAGGAUUCCAGCCAACUGGAGGCAGUCUAGCCGUUCCGAAUGGUCUCGGGCAGCGCACACCAGGUACAAGUAGCUCAACCACUGGAGCAACAGUUCCGAGCACUCUAUUGCGAACCGCAAACCCUAAUGCUCAAUUGAACCCAGGUACAGGAAGAACUGAUAUGGGUGGGAUUAGAGCACCCUUUGGAUCUGGUUCCAUUUCUGGUGGAAUACCAGGCACAAGUCCUGGAACAGCUGGAUCACACGGUUCACAACAAGUGAAUCCGUAUGGAGUGCAAGGGUACCCAGGAACAUUAACCAACGAUGGUAGAAGUAAUGUUAAUGGAAUCGGUUUGAGAGCUGGAUCCAGCAAUAACGGUGGUGGAUCUUUGUCUGACGCAAAUGGUCUAUCUGGAGGAGAAAAUGGAUUUGUAAAUAGACUUGGUUCGGGAAGGGGAAUUGGCAAUAACGCUAACGGUCAAGCUGGUGGUGGUAAUCGUAAUCUCUUUGGCAAUAACGCAAAUGGUCAAAUUGGAAAUGGUAAAGGAUCAUCAAUUGAAGACAGCAAUUCCGGAAGAGGGUUUGGUAGUAAUGCAGGCAGAUCGUUAACUAAUGCUAAUAGUGGUGGUGAAAGUGGGAUAGGCUCGGGAAUAGGAAUUGGCGAUAAUGCUAACGGUCAAACUGGAGAAAGAAACAUAUUGGAAAGUGGGCUUAAUUCAGCAAUUGGAAAUGGAGAAGGAUUUCUAUCCAACAUCAAUAACGCUAAUGGUCAAACAAGGAGUGCUAAUGGAUUAACAAAUGGAGUUAAUUCCGGAAGUGGAUUAGGUAGUUUUAAAGAUAGAUCGUUAACUAACACUAACGAUCAGCAUGGAGGCGAAAAUAUAGUUAGAUCGGGAAGUGGAUUAGGAAAUAGCGCCAACGAUCAAUCUGGGGACUCACUUGGAUUGGGAAAUGCAGUGAGUUCGGUGCACGGGAUUGGUAGUAAUAGAGGAGGAUUCUUAUCCAACGCCAAUGAUUUGGGAAAAAAUGGAUUGCCUAGUGGAGUCGGCUCUAAUGGUCAAGUUAGAAGAGGUAAUAAUAUACCACGUGGGGUUGGCUCAGGCAGUAGUCAAAGUGGAUUGGUAUCUAACUCCAAUGGUUUAUCUGAUGGAAACAAUGUUUUGUCAAAUGGGUUCGGUUCGAGAAAUAGGUUUGACAAUAAUGCCAACGGUCAAACGGGAGGUGGUAAUGGGCUAGCAAAUGGAGUCAGGUUGAACAGUAAUAAAGGUGGACCGUUAUCCAACGCCAAUGGUUUAUCUGGUGGUGAAAAUGCUUUAGUAAAUGGACAGUCUGCAAGUAGAGCCAGUUUAGGUAGUAGCAUUGGCAGUAAUGGAAAUAGAUUGCUAUCUAAUGCUUACAGCCAAAUUGAAGGAGGUAGUAGAUCAGCAAAUGAGGGCGCUACAGAAAGUGGAUCUACAAACAAUAGAGGUGGGUUAUUAUCUAACUUUAGGGGACAAGCAAAGGGGGAAACUGAAUCAGGGAAUGGCGCCGGUUGGAGUAGUGGAUUUGGCAGUACUGAAAGUGGAUAUUUAUCUAACGUUUAUGGCCAAACUGGUAAUGGAAAUUCGGGUUUAAGAUCACAAUCAGCUAAUUCUGAAAAAUCUAGACGAUAAAUAGUUUUUCUUUCGUUAAUUUCUCUCAAUCACAAAAAUAAUGGUAAUAAAUAGUAGCUAUUCGUAUGAUUGAAAAUAACGUUCCAUAAAUAGUUUCUUAUUGAGUUUCUAUUUAAUAGACGGAUAGGUUUCAUAGUUAAUGGUAAAAUUUUGCUAAUGGAAGUUCGAAACUGUAAUAAUAAAUCAUAAUGUUAGUUCAACAUGUCUUUCAUGGCAACUUCGAAGGCAAAUAAAGAGCUACAAUGGAAUUCUUGGCCAGCGUAA